Lingula anatina is the source of this 503-nucleotide messenger RNA. Its product is annotated as zinc finger HIT domain-containing protein 1. Lineage: Eukaryota; Metazoa; Brachiopoda; Lingulata; Lingulida; Lingulidae. The record is from RefSeq and is a predicted model, not a curated record. Gene Ontology annotation, biological process: chromatin remodeling.
CAAUCCUAAUGCAGCCGGAUAUGCGAUUAGGUUUGUAUUGGGCUUAUCUUGGAUUGUAUAAACAUGGCGGACAAACGUGUGUCAGACCGCCUCAAGGACAUUAACUCCAGGAGAGUUCUGGACGAGGCUGCAAGAAGACGUCGACUGAGGAAGGCACUAGAGGCGCUGGAGAGCGACAACUUUCAAGAUGAUCCCCAUGCCGACCUGAAGAUGAGCAAGAGAGCGCCAAAGUUUGAGGAGUCCAUGGAUGAUAAAAUGCCAAAGAAGAAGAGAAAGUCCAAAUCUGAUGUCUAUAAAUUUAGGUUUAAGAAAAAUUUUACUUCGUUAUUGGAAGAAGAGCACAAUACAGAGGAGCCAAACUACUUCUCAGCUCAAGUUCCACCGUCACAGUUUCCUGAGCGACAUUUUUGUGCUGUCUGUGGAUCACCAUCUAACUACAAGUGUGUGCCCUGUGGUGCCCGCUACUGCUGUGUACGAUGUCUGGGAACACAUCAAGAUACAAG